Molecule: messenger RNA, 327 nt
Organism: Loa loa (African eye worm)
Lineage: Eukaryota; Metazoa; Nematoda; Chromadorea; Rhabditida; Onchocercidae
Exons: 1
Coding region: 1-327 (108 amino acids)
Source: RefSeq, a predicted model, not a curated record
AUGUAUAUGUGUGCAGUUCCCCACCCAUCCGCAGUGGGUGGGGAGAGAGGGGUAGUUGACUCGAGCGGCACGCGGCAGAGCAUGCUCAUACCAUCCGCUGAUCCGUUCAUCCUGCCACUCACUCUUCCUUUCCUAUUCUUCCACUUUUUUUAUACUUUUAUGUCCUCUGCAACCAUGCACAUAUACACACACAGGAAUGCACGUAUAUCUAUCUAUAUAUAUUUCCACAUAGAUUUACCUCUGCAGGAUGGACGACGCAUACACACAUACACAUACACAAGCAUAUGCACACAUACACACAUACAGCAAUGCAUGCGCACUCAUUAA